AUGCAGACGGGUAUUUCUCUCGACGCGUCAAGACUCUGCCAGCCUGGCAAUGUGAAGAUCGGCAAAUUAGUGCACACGAGAAGGAUGCCUGAGUUGCAUGAGGAGGUUCGCUUUCACGACUUGAUCGUGACCAGCGUGAUCGGCCGUGCCUUCUUGGCUGGGCGUCAAAGGCUCGUCAUGAUCGAGCUGGGGUCCUACUGGGCAUACUACUCUCUCAUUUUUGCGAAACUGGUUGCGGAGGCGAAGCUGCAUGCUGUCAGCAUCAUGGUCGAGCCCAGUCCUCACAAACUUCAUUGUGGAAUGAGGAAUUUCGCAACAAAUGGCUUCUGCUCAGAGGAUCGCGUGCAAGCAAGAUGGCUUAGAGCUAUGAUAUGUGCGCCAGAUGCAGAGAAGAUGACGGGCUACGGUGGCCUCAUGACGGAUGAAACGUCACCCGUUUGCACAACAAUCCCUAACAUACUGCAUAGCUUUGAUGUUGUCAAAGUCGAGGUCUUGCUGGCUGAUAUUCAAGGAGCGGAGUUGGAAGCUCUGCGCAGUGCCAACCUUAGUCGAAUACAUCACGUUUGGGUUGGCACCCAUUCCAUCAACAUUCACCAGCAAUGCAAGGAGCUCCUACUUUCAUCAGGAUUUAUGAUUGAAUAUGAGGUUGGGCUCAUACGUUCAGAUGGGUAUAUCCACGCCUUCAAUCCAAGCUUUUGA
This is a messenger RNA of Emiliania huxleyi CCMP1516, 699 nucleotides long. RefSeq lists its product as hypothetical. NCBI's taxonomy places the organism in Eukaryota, Haptophyta, Isochrysidales, Noelaerhabdaceae. The transcript has a single exon. Bases 1 to 699 code for a protein of 232 amino acids. The record is from RefSeq and is a predicted model, not a curated record.